Meriones unguiculatus (Mongolian gerbil) is the source of this 1797-nucleotide messenger RNA. RefSeq names its product dihydroorotate dehydrogenase (quinone) (gene Dhodh). The coding region runs from base 310 to 1497 and encodes 395 amino acids. Gene Ontology annotation, cellular component: cytoplasm; mitochondrial inner membrane. Gene Ontology annotation, biological process: pyrimidine ribonucleotide biosynthetic process; 'de novo' pyrimidine nucleobase biosynthetic process. Gene Ontology annotation, molecular function: dihydroorotate dehydrogenase activity. NCBI's taxonomy places the organism in Eukaryota, Metazoa, Chordata, Mammalia, Rodentia, Muridae. The transcript has 9 exons. The record is from RefSeq and is a predicted model, not a curated record.
GGGUUAGAGCCAGCCGACGUCGGAGGAGUGUGCGCCCCUCUCUGGAAGCCUCUUCCUCACUGACGCCCAGACGAGGGUGCGGGAUUUCAGGGCCGAGUUCCUCAGAAGGCAGAGAAGUAGCAAAAGCGAACGAAAUAAACGCCUGCGGGGAGGAACGAGCGUGACUCCCGCGAGGGCGCACGCGCGCGGCUGUCCAGUCAACACCUAGGUCCGGGGCGGGGCCGGUGGCGGGGCUUGGGUGAUUGGUAGAGCCGAACCCGCAUUCUCCAGUGGAACCGAGGCAGAGGCGGGCCUGCUUGCAGAAAGAGCAUGGCGUGGACGCAUCUGCGAAAAAGGGCCCUGGAUGCAGUCCUCAUCCUUGGGGGUGGAGGACUUUUCUUCACCUCUUACCUGACAGCCAAGGGGGAUGACCAUUUCUAUGCUGAAUACCUGAUGCCAGCCCUGCAGAGGCUGCUUGAUCCAGAGUCAGCCCACCGGCUAGCUGUGCGCAUCACCUCCCUGGGGCUCCUUCCUCGAGCUACAUUUCAGGACUCCGAUAUGCUGGAAGUGAGAGUCCUGGGCCAUAAAUUCCGAAAUCCAGUAGGGAUUGCUGCAGGGUUUGAUAAGCACGGGGAAGCUGUGGACGGACUCUACAAGCUGGGCUUCGGUUUUGUUGAGGUGGGAAGUGUGACUCCCCAGCCUCAGGAAGGAAACCCCAGGCCCAGAGUAUUCCGCCUCCCCGAGGACCACGCUGUCAUUAACAGGUAUGGAUUCAACAGCCAUGGGCUCUCCGUGGUGGAACACCGGCUGAGGGCCAGACAGCAGAAGCAAGCCAAGCUCACAGCAGACGGGCUGCCUCUGGGAAUAAACCUGGGGAAGAAUAAGACUUCGGUGGAUGCUGCUGCAGACUAUGCCCAGGGUGUUCGCGUCCUGGGCCCCUUGGCCGACUACCUGGUGGUGAACGUGUCCAGUCCCAACACUGCUGGUCUGCGGAACCUACAGGGAAAGGCUGAGCUGCGCCGCCUGCUGGCCAAGGUGCUGCAGGAGAGGGACGCCUUGAAGGGAACACGGAAGCCGGCAGUGCUGGUGAAGAUUGCCCCUGACCUCACCACCCAGGACAAGGAGGACAUAGCCAGUGUGGCAAGAGAGCUGGGCAUCGAUGGACUGAUUGUUAGCAACACUACAGUGAGUCGCCCUACUGGCCUCCAGGGUGCCCUGCGCUCUGAGACGGGGGGACUCAGUGGGAAGCCACUCCGAGAUCUGUCGACCCAGACCAUCCGGGAGAUGUACGCCCUCACCCAAGGCAGGAUUCCCAUUAUCGGUGUUGGCGGUGUGAGCAGUGGGCAGGAUGCCCUGGAGAAGAUCCAGGCGGGAGCCUCCCUGGUCCAGCUGUACACAUCCCUCACCUUCCUGGGGCCACCGGUCGUGGUCAGGGUCAAGCGUGAGCUGGAGGCACUUCUGAAAGAGCGGGGUUUUAACACAGUCACAGAAGCCAUUGGAGCAGAUCACCGGAGGUAAUGGUACCUACCAGAACGUGUCCAGUGGGUGCCCAGAACGCACCCACUCGAGCAAGCCCUGUGGCUGCAUCAUGAGAGGAGGAUCUGUCUCAAGCCAUGUCCCUUGAACUGAGGCCUAGCUGGGCUGAUCACAGACAUCACUAGUCAGCGAAGGAUUUCUCUGAUCCCUUGAGGAGACCAUGCACGAACUCUACUGUCAUUUUUUGGAUCUGAAUCCUGGGGUCCCUCAGUAUCAUAAGGACAUUGGCUCUUUGGGAGGAGACAUCAUGAAGAAAAUAAAGCCAUUUAAACCUGUUUUAAA